UCAAUCAAUAAAAAUAAAUAAUUUAGUUAAAAAUUUUGGAUAGCAAGCCAAUUUUUAAAGAUUUGAUAUCAUUUAUUACUUUUGUAAUAAUAUUAUUAUUAUUUGUUUCGAGCAUUGCAGAACUAGAAAAGUGUUUGUCCUUGACUCAACAUGGCGACCAAUAGAUUAGUACAACAAGGAGUCAAACAAGUAAAACCAUUGCUAUCAGUUGAUCGAACUGAAGCAAGAAGGAGAGUGUUAAAUCUUUACAAAGCUUGGUAUAGGCAAAUUCCCUAUGCUCGUAAUAAUUUUUAAUAUUCAUACUUAUGCUUUACACUCAAAACUACCUACAAUAAGUUGAUGAAUUAAUUAAAAAAUUUUUUAAAAUGAACUCAAUGUUGACAAUGUCAAUAUUAUUUUGUUUGUUUAUCAUUCAUAGGACAAUAUGUGUGUCCAUAAUUCUUCAACAUAUAUAAGUGCCGCUCAUGCUUAACCAUAUACAGAUGAGGCAAUUACUUUAUUGGUAAUCUACCACUUGAGCGUCGGCCAAGAAAAAAUCCAGUUUUUCCGAUUGGAAGGGCUAUGUAAACAACUAUUCUUACAUUGGAGUCUAUAAAUAUUUUUGCUUCUGUAUAGAGGCUAUAAAGUUAUAUAGCACAAUACUAAUACAUAUAAAUACUUAUUACUGCCAAGCUACCGAUAUGCCAGGAAGAAAAAGAGACAAUUAUUUUUUUUAUCCAUAUGAUUAGGGAUAACAAUACUUGUCCACGCACCGUUCUGUGCAUGUCCUAAAAUGUCGAAAAAACGUGUUCUGCAAUAUGGCAUACAGCAACACGGUAUCAUUGGAAAAUUGCAGACUACGUCACCUUUGUUUAUUAAAUAAUUGCUUUCCUCAUCACUGACGUAUCAGUUUUUGUGUUCCGGUCAUAUAUUGAUUUAUGCUACAAUAUUUUUUUUGCAUCACGGGCAGUAUUAUUAUGAUGAAUCGGUUAGUAUAUAAAUCGCAUAAAUACUUUUUUACUAGUAAAGCCACCAAAAUAAGGUUAAGUGCUCCCUAAUCUACAUUCAUUGUAAGAGUUUUUUUCAUUUUUUGAGUUAUUAUCGUUGAGCUCUCGAUAAAAAGUUAUGCAACCCGCGAAUAAGUGGGGGUAUGAAAUUAUCAUAAUUUUUUUAUUUUGAUCGAGAAGCGGAAAUGGCUGCUAUCACUGUUAUUCGUUAAUGUUAAAUCCUUAAACAUCUAAAUAAUUAUAAGACGUUUAAAAUGAAUCAUUUUAAGAAAAGAUUAUAAGCAAACUUGAAAAGUUUAUGUAGUAACCAAGGGUUGGUUUUAAGUUUUAUUUAUUACGUUAAAAAUUGUGUAGGGUACCGGUACACAGUUUAUAGUCCAUUCAUUAUUGAAUCAAUAUUUAAUAGUUUUACAAUAGUAAUAUCGAUAAUAAUAAUCGCUUUUCUCUUAUUAAUUAUUUCAGAGAAUAAUACUAAAAUUAGGCCUACUUAUCAUUAUCAGUUAUAAUUAUAAUUAUAAACAACUGUUAUUAUAAUCCUAUAAUAGUCUAUUUAGGCCUAAGCUUAAUUUUUCUUACUAAUUCUAUUACAAGCCAAUAAGUUCUAUAUAUAAAAGUUUUAUUAAAAUACAUCAAAUUAAUAAACAAGACUCAAACAACAUCAUCAUAGCAAUUAUAUUUUUAUUAGGACAUAGAAAAGCAGUACAUAGACAAUUAUUUAAUAUAUAAAAUCAUUUUUUUAAGUGAAUUAGUCUCAUCAUUAUCAUAUUAUCAUCAUGGAUGAUUUUUGAGUAAUUUUUAUCUAUAAUUACAUGCUUUCAAUUUUAUAAAUAAAAAAGACUACUUACCUUUUUAUAAAUAUAAUAAUUGAUUUAAAAUUAACGCAAGCAUAAUAAAAUUAGUUAAAAUUCAAUAAAUAAUAAUAAAUAUGGACAUAUGGUGGGUUUUUUUUUUUCGUUUUUUCCUGUAUAAAUAUUGAUUUUCCCAAUUUUUCUGUUCACUUUUUUCUGAACAUACCCACAAAUAAAUUUAUAAAAAAAUAAAACUCUUAAUGUUAUAUAAAAGUUUUGUUGUUUAUUAUACUGUAGAUUGCAUUGAGAAUGUCUCCUGAAAAUUUGGUAGCAUUAUCUUUUAAAAUCAAAAAGUUUUGGUUAAAAUAAGGCAGAAAUUUUGAAAGUGGGUCACAUGUUUUUUCAGUUUAAUAGUAAGAUAAAGAAGGGGGUGUUUAAAAAUCACCAAAAAAAUCAUAACUCCACUUCUAUAAAAGAUAGAAAGAUGAAAUUGGUGUUGUUGUAAAGCUUAUAGCUUGCCCUUUAAAAUGAUGUAUCAUUCAUGGCAAUUUGACAAUACUUAAAUGUUGUGUCAAAGUACCUAAUAUGAUGCGGAUGUCCACACACAGAAUGUGGAAAACGUGAAUGCUCAGAAAGCAUAAACUGAAAAGACAGUUUGGCACAAGAAGCGCCGGUGAUCUUUCCCCUUCACAUUUACGUGGAUUCAUGUACCACAACCGUUUUCGUGGAAAUUAUAUUUUUUUUAAACUUCAUUGUCAACUUGGGGGAUAACUAGAGUCUAUGCAUAAUUCCAUUUUCACACAUUAUCUUCUAUUUCAAAAAAAUUGUUAUAGUUUUUCUAUUUUAAAAAAAAUUGUCUAUUAUAAUGGGAAUGAAUAAGUACAACCAAUGUCAUUAAAAAUAAUAUAAGAAUAGUUGUUUAAAUAGCCCUUCCAACCUGAACAGCUGGAUUUUUUCUUGGCCGACGCUCAAGUGGUAGAUUACCACUUUAUUUACCAUGCCAUUAUACCACAUACCACAUUCCUUGUUAAAAAAAGAGUCUUAAUUUAAUAUAUUUAUAUUAUUAUAUUGAAAUUAUAAGUUAUUAUUUAUUAUUAACUUUAAAAUUAUAAAUUGUAAGGCUGAGGCUAUUAGGGCCCGGGAAUCAGAAGUGAGAGGUUGGGUUUAUUAAAAAAUACCAAAAAUAUUAGUAGGGUUUGUAAGACUAUAUGUUUGUAAACUUACUUCUUCUUCAGUUUAACUAAAAUAAACUACGCAGGGGCCAUAGGCAUAGCCGCUAUUCGGACCCAGGUCCCUUUAGACUCUAUUCUAUUUGGAUGUCAUUUGUGGUAGUUUAAAAACAUAGUCAAUUCCAUUAUCUUUCAUUUGAUUCAAAAUUUCGUCUUACAAACCCAACAAUUAAUAUUUUUAGGAAAUGAGUAAAACAAAUUAAGGUCAACCCUGGAAAAAAAAGAACACAACAAAACAACAUCGUUGUCAUGUUGUGUUCCUUUUUUUUUUGGUUUGACCUUGAUUUGUUUUACUCAUUUCCUAUUUUGCUAACCUGAUUGCAGGCUUUCCCCUAUAACCCAAUAUUUUCUUUUUAAUCCCAACCGCUCACUUCUAAUACCUGGGUCGGAAUAGCCACAUCGAUAUUAUAAUAUAUAUACCCUGAAUCUGUUGUUGUCUUUGAUGUUUGUAGGCCUUGGCUUAAGGCCAGCACUAUGCCAGUAAAUUUCAGUAAUGGUUGGAGGCCAGGGGUCCCCGAAUUGGGAUAAUUUGCUUCAAAUGGGUUUAAAAUGAAAAUCUUGAGGGUAAUUUCAACUCAGUAGACACAUAUAAAAUUAUAUUAUUAGGGCAUUUAUUAUUUUAAAAAAAAAAUUUCUCGAAACAUUGCCUCUGGUCAGUGUUAUAGAGCUACAUUGAUGUACCCAACAUGUUGUGGUUACUAGUUGCUCUGCAGUUAGUGUAACUACACAUCUUGUAUUUGUAUGCAACAUUUUGACUUCAGUCGCCUAUUUUAUCUUAAGCUCAGACGGAGCCUCGGUAGUAUCAAUUAUUAUUAUUAUAAAGUUUAUUUCAAAAACACGCUUCAUCCCCAAAGGCUCGAUAGGGAUUGGUGUAACAAUGUAAGGUAAACUCACUGUGAUUUCCCCAUGGUCUUCCUCUGAGUCUGCCUGCUCUCGUACAUCCUGGUCUGGUUGCAACCUGCUCUGGAACAACCUACUCUGAUUGUACUGUCAUGUGGAACAUAUUCUUUUAGCGCCCUGCACUGGCAGAAACCUAUUCUUGUAUUUAGCUUAGAUCUUUUUAUUUUUUUAAAAAGUUGUUGCACUCAUUGCAGAUGGUAAUGGGUUUUAAAAAUAUUCUAAUAGAUUUACUAUUUUCAGACUAAAAUUAAGUAUAACAAACACAUAUCUCUAGUAAAUUUAUUUAUUUGAAUGACAAAAUCAUAUUACAAAAAAAAUAGCAACUCUGUUAAACCAAAUAAAAUUUCCUUUCUUUGUUAAUCAGUUUUGAAGGAAUCUAAUAUUUCUACAAAGAUCAAUAAAAAAUAUAAUAAUUAUUUAGAAUUAGAUGUAUAACAAUUGUAAAAAAAAGAAAACGUACAUCCAUUAUUUAUUUAAUUUCAGUUAAAGCAUUUAAUAUCCCUGUGAGCGUGAAACGAGCACAGGAUAAACUAAGGGAGCUGUUUUUGAAAAACAAACAUGUAACAGAUAUUCGGGCCAUAGACAUGCUUGUGAUCAAGGUAAGAAAAUAGAGGAGAUUCUGUUUUAAAAAAAAGCGUUUAAAUAUUUUCCAGACUUCUGGGAAAAUAAAUAAAACAUGUCUGGUCUGGUCGCAGAAUGUAAUAUUUUUUUUAUUUUAUAUCAUAACCUAAAUAUUAAUAUGAUCAGUGCUGUCAGAUGUUAACCCUCAAAGUCUCAACUCCAUUUGCUCCAUGCUAUUAUGGAAAUUUAGAAAACUUUGACAGGUUCCAAUGAAAUUGAAACAACUGUCCUAAUAAGAAAAUAUAUUUGGAAAAUGUAUUUGAGAAAAAUUCAAGUAGUACAAAAUUGUUACCGGUAUACUUUAGCUUCAUGUUUAGAUCUAUAUCUUUAAAUGAAGAUAGAAAUUUGGUGGCAUUUUUUGUGUGACUCACCCACACAAACUCUUGCUUUUGGUUCAGUAGCUCUCCUCAUACUGUUAAGAAACUUUACAACACAAUAUUAAGAGAGAAAAACUUUAGUAGUGUACCGUUUGUGAUAAAUUAUUUUUUAAAAAUUAUUUAUUAUAGAGUUAUGACCUGUUCCUCUUUUUGGUCGAGCCUAUCAUUAAAACAAUGUCUAGAGGUUUUUAGUUUUAUUUCAGAUUUAAAUCACAACUGAUAGCUGUUGUAUUCCCUAGCAAAGAUUUCACGACUGUACAAAUAUGGACUCCAUCUCAGCAUGACAGUAAUCCAUUAGAUCCCUUACUGGCCUUACAUCCAAUGCCUAGAGAAUUUGAUGUGUAAUUUAUGCAAAUAAAGUUAUGUGUGUAUUGAGCACACAUUUUUUCUGUAAUUCUGCUUUCUAAAAGUAAUUAAUUUUUUUUUUUUUUUUUUCUGUCCAGCAACAGUGAUUGUUGUAAUUUUUUUUAAAAAAAUAAAAAAAUUUUUUUGAUUGUUUUAUGUGUAAUUUAUGCAAAUAAAGUUAUGUGUGUAUUGAGCACACAUUUUUUCUGUAAUUCUGCUUUCUAAAAGUAAUUAAUUUUUUUUUUUUUUUUUCUGUCCAGCAACAGUGAUUGUUGUAAUUAUUAUUAAAAAAAUAAAAAAAUUUUUAUGAUUGUUUCAGGGUCAGAUGGAUUUGGUUGAAACUGCAAACAUAUGGAAGCAACGCACUCAUAUAAUGAUGUUCUUUAAGGAUACUGUCAACCCUAAACCAACAGAUUUCUUAUCCAAAUUUUAUGAAGGUCAAGAUUAGACAUCUCAAAGGGUUGAAGAUGUCGUAGUGAUAGCCUCCCUUGUAAGACACUGGUCUUGUGUAUGGUACCCCUAAGUACCAGGCAGACAUAACAUUCAAAUUCAAUUGAUGACUACUACAUCCUCUGUAUGUACUUUAUUCUCAAGACUAUAGAUGAUAUAUUGAAAUGUUAAGAGGAGGAUUACUUUGAGUGAAUGUUUCAUGAGUUGUUUAACAAAUGUGUAGAUGUUAGAUGUCGGCUGCCAGCUCAGAUUUAUCAUUUUGACUGUUUUUAUGGUUGAAUAAAAGUAAAAGCUUUUGAUCUAUUGCAUCAUUUGGUUUUAUUGAACAAUGUUUAAAAUAGUUCUUGUUCUUCUCUUAAAUUGGCUUAACAUUAGAAUCUGCACCGAGUCAUAUUUAUUUUACUAUAGCCUUUUACCGCUAUACGUUUUCAUAUAACUUAAAAUAAAAUAAAACUUCAAACAUAAAAGUUUAAACUAUUAAUGUGAAGAUAACCUAAAGCGUAUAUAUUACGUGUUUUAUAAGUAGACAUAAAUGUAUCAAAUGUUUAAAAUAAUUUUAAAAUGAAAUUAGAAGCGAUAUAUGAUUUAAUUUUUUUUUAAAUUUGAGUAAAACUUACCUCCCAGUACUUGAAUUACAAAUUAUAGCACAAUAUUGACAGUCGUUUUUGAAAGUUUUGUUAUUGAAUAUAAAAUUGUAAUAUAUCAAAUUUAUUAAUAAACUUACUUUUAGUUGGGCCAAUUUUUUAGAUAUUAAGUCUAUACAAUAGCUAAUCUAAUGUGGUAAUAAGGAAGUAAUUCACCAUUACAUAUGCAAAAAUAUUAAAUCAAAGAUUUAUCUCAACGCUUGUUUUGAUUAGAGGUUUAAAAAAAAAUUUAAUAGAAUAAAUUAAGUAUAUUUAUCAAGAACAAAACA
This is a messenger RNA of Lymnaea stagnalis (great pond snail), 6609 nucleotides long. Lineage: Eukaryota; Metazoa; Mollusca; Gastropoda; Lymnaeidae. The record is from the annotation of a GenBank genome assembly.